AUGGAUCGAAUUAUUAGUCCCAGCACUAGUGUAGUCAAUGGGUUGCAGCCACAUCCUUCUCAUGAACACUCUGCAUCCAGUAAACAGGGAUCUACUUCAGAUGACAAGUCACUACAGUCGAAACUGUAUAAUGAAACGUUAGCAAGCAAAAACAAGCAAGUAUCAUUCUCGGCCUUUGCUUUCCUUUUCUACGAAAUGGUAGGACAGCAGCGUGAAUCUUCCCAAACUGUAGCAGAGAUUGAGGCUAAAUUGGCCGCACUAGGCUAUAAGAUCGGUCUCAGACUGAUUGAGCUCCUAAAUUUUAGAGACUCAAUCCCUUCUCGCGUAACACAGUCUGAAAAUGCUGAUUCCGUGGCCUCCUCAAUCACGUCUAUGAAGAAACGCCCAUUAAAGAUACUAGAAAUACUGCAGUAUGUCCAUUCUAAUCUAUGGAAGUAUCUGUUUGGAAAACCAAGCGAUGACCUGGUCAAGAGCUCAGAACGCGACAACGAGUAUAUGAUUGUUGAUAAUGAACCCCUAUGGACCCAGUUCAUUUCUGGCACGUCCGUGCAGUGCGAAACGUUCACUGGGGGCAUCAUAGAAGGCCUACUGGAUCACGCAGGAUUUCCUUGUCACGUGACUGUCCACACCGAUCCAGAAGGACGUUUUGAUCGCAGAACCGUAUAUUUAAUUAGAUUUGAUAAACAAGUGCUUGAGAGGGAGGCGCUACGUUUCUAA
Molecule: messenger RNA, 717 nt
Organism: Eremothecium sinecaudum
Lineage: Eukaryota; Fungi; Ascomycota; Saccharomycetes; Saccharomycetales; Saccharomycetaceae
Gene: TRS31
Product: TRAPP subunit TRS31
Exons: 1
Coding region: 1-717 (238 amino acids)
Biological process (GO): endoplasmic reticulum to Golgi vesicle-mediated transport
Cellular component (GO): TRAPPII protein complex; TRAPPI protein complex; TRAPPIII protein complex
Source: RefSeq, a predicted model, not a curated record